Molecule: messenger RNA, 634 nt
Organism: Microplitis demolitor
Lineage: Eukaryota; Metazoa; Arthropoda; Insecta; Hymenoptera; Braconidae
Gene: Rps14
Product: 40S ribosomal protein S14a
Exons: 4
Coding region: 116-571 (151 amino acids)
Biological process (GO): maturation of SSU-rRNA from tricistronic rRNA transcript (SSU-rRNA, 5.8S rRNA, LSU-rRNA); translation; ribosomal small subunit assembly
Cellular component (GO): cytosolic small ribosomal subunit; ribosome
Molecular function (GO): mRNA 5'-UTR binding; small ribosomal subunit rRNA binding; structural constituent of ribosome
Source: RefSeq, a predicted model, not a curated record
AUUCCGGAGAUUGGCGCUGCUCUGCCAGAAUCAGUGGGCCCUCGAGUGGAAAAAGACGUGAACCUUCUUUUGUAUAUGGACAACACCAACGCUGUAGUUCAAGAAUAAAUUUAAAAUGGCACCCAAAAGAGGUAAAGCGCCUAAAGAAGAGGCUCAGGUGUCCCUUGGACCUCAAGUAAGAGAAGGAGAGAUUGUUUUUGGCGUUGCCCAUAUUUUCGCCAGUUUUAACGACACCUUCGUCCAUGUGACGGAUUUGUCUGGCCGGGAAACCAUCGCCCGUGUCACUGGAGGAAUGAAGGUGAAGGCUGAUCGUGAUGAAGCUUCACCCUACGCUGCUAUGUUGGCAGCCCAAGACGUUGCUGAAAAAUGUAAGACUUUGGGUAUCACUGCCCUUCACAUCAAACUUCGUGCUACCGGAGGUAACAAAACCAAGACACCAGGACCUGGUGCGCAAUCAGCCCUACGUGCUCUCGCACGUUCAAACAUGAAAAUCGGCAGAAUUGAAGAUGUCACGCCUAUUCCAUCUGAUUCAACACGAAGGAAGGGUGGUCGUCGUGGAAGACGUUUAUAAACCAUUUAUUUUCUACCAUUUCUUUGCGACGUCGAAUAAAACGUUUGUUGAAAAAUACUAAAA